GUUGUGGGGCACUUGAGCCACUUCCCAGGCCUCCAAGCCGGUAUCUAAAUUGAAUGGCGCCAAAUAAAAAUCCAAAUUUUCAUUAAAUACUCAAAUACUGACAAAAAUGGAAAGUACCCAUGAUGAACCUUUUGCAGAUAACCAAACACAAGAAAUAGAGAAGACUUUAUUGUUAGCAAAAUUAAAACCUGAAGACCUACUACCACUUACUCAAGUUGUAUAUUUUGCAUCAGAAGAACUACAUCAUAAUAAUUAUAAACUCUUACAAAUCGAUAAUUGCUUGCUGGAGACCUUCAAUGAACAGGGAGUAGUUUAUGUAAAAGGUGAGGAUAAUGAGAAUGCAGUUCUUUGCACUGAUACCGCCACAUAUGAUUUGUUGGAAACUGAAACUUCAAAUGCAUUGUUAUUGGUUGAAUCCUUACACUUUCGAGAUAGUGUCACAGACUCUGCCCCAAAAGCUACAUCCAAAGUUACAGUGAAAGGCGUAUUUUAUGAUUAUUUAGAAGUAACACCAACAAAACCUAAUCUACAGAGAUUGCACGAAUUACUCGAUAAAAGGCCUUAUAAAGGUCCAGAAUAUGAGCGUGAUGGAGACGAACACGAUUUAUACACUUACUCGGAAUUAUUAAACCGUAUCCAAGCUUCAAGGAAUGAACUGGAUGCUGCUCUCGAAGCAAUGCGUAUUGUUAAAGUUAACGAUAAAAUUCGAAUUUUAGAUUUCGAGUAUCAUUCUCGUGUCCUGUCGUAUAUGUUAAAAUUAAUUGAGGAAAACUCGUGGAACUUUAACGAAGUAGAUUACGAUCAAACUGUUAGCACUUUGAGCGAUCUUAUCCCAGAAGAAAUUAUUUGUAGUCUCUUUGAAUUGUACACAGAGAAAUCGAAAGUAAUCGAUGGUCUGCAGUUGUAUAAAUACAAAGAAAUUGAUGUUUGCAAAUUUGUAGCGCGAGUUUUGCUCCAUAAUGCUAGAAAGUUUAAUCUACAAGAAUUUUUGGAAGCAUGGAUGGAGUUGGUACCAAAUGGAAUGCGCCCCGAAACGGAGAUGUUAUACGGACUUGCUAUAAUCGAUACAAAGUCUGUUCCUAAUACGAUACUUGCUUUUGAAGAAGAAACACUGCCCGACAACAUUCUAGAAAGAUUCGAUGUUUUAUUUAACGCAAAAGAUAGGUGGACAGUUCCUGAAAUCACACCAUAUAUUCAGCGCAUGACCACAGAGAAGACUGAUGUAAAUGCGAUUUUAGCUAAAUAUGCUCGAGCGUGUACGUUUUCUGGUGUAAAGUACUAUACAGCGAAGCAUUCUAAAUAAUUAGUGAGGUUCAGAAUUGUUUACUUUGUAUAUAUGCAUUACUUUUAUGUUAAUAUAUGUUUUUGAUUUUG
Molecule: messenger RNA, 1374 nt
Organism: Photinus pyralis (common eastern firefly)
Lineage: Eukaryota; Metazoa; Arthropoda; Insecta; Coleoptera; Lampyridae
Product: sister chromatid cohesion protein DCC1
Exons: 3
Coding region: 107-1303 (398 amino acids)
Biological process (GO): mitotic sister chromatid cohesion; maintenance of mitotic sister chromatid cohesion
Cellular component (GO): chromatin; chromosome, centromeric region; nucleus
Source: RefSeq, a predicted model, not a curated record